Messenger RNA from Tachyglossus aculeatus (Australian echidna), 1281 nucleotides. RefSeq names its product tyrosine-protein kinase SYK-like. The transcript is spliced from 7 exons. Gene Ontology annotation, molecular function: non-membrane spanning protein tyrosine kinase activity; signaling receptor binding; ATP binding. Gene Ontology annotation, cellular component: extrinsic component of cytoplasmic side of plasma membrane. The record is from RefSeq and is a predicted model, not a curated record. Lineage: Eukaryota; Metazoa; Chordata; Mammalia; Monotremata; Tachyglossidae. Gene Ontology annotation, biological process: macrophage activation involved in immune response; regulation of platelet aggregation; cell surface receptor protein tyrosine kinase signaling pathway. The coding region runs from base 75 to 986 and encodes 303 amino acids.
ACCCGUAUGUCACCCAGAGGGGCCGCCGGGGGCCCGGGGACGCCCAGCAAGAGGAGCCGGUGUGGGCGCUUCCGAUGGACACGGCGGUGUACGAGAGCCCGUACGCGGACCCGGAGGAGCUCCGGCCCGACGCCGUGGAGCUGGACCGCGGCCUGCUCACCCUGGAGGACGGGGAGCUCGGGGCCGGGAACUUCGGCACCGUCAGGAAGGGCUUCUACCGCAUGAAGAAGGGAGACAAGGCGGUGGCGGUGAAGAUCCUGAAGGACGGUGGUGGCGGCGGCGGCGGGGUCGGGUCCGGCGGCGUGGACGAGGCGGUGAAGGAGGAGCUGCUGCGGGAGGCCGACGUGAUGCGGAGGCUCGACAACCCCUACAUCGUCCGCAUGAUCGGCCUCUGCCGCGCCGAGGCCUGGAUGCUCGUCAUGGAGCUCGCCGACCUCGGGCCCCUCAACAAAUACCUGCAGAAGAACCGUCACGUGCAGGCCCGGAACCUGACGGAGCUGGUGCACCAGGUGUGCAUGGGCAUGCGCUACCUGGAGGAGCACAGCUUCGUGCACCGCGACCUGGCGGCGCGCAACGUCCUGCUGGUGACGCAGCACUACGCCAAGAUCAGCGACUUCGGCCUCUCCAAGGCCCUCGGCGCCGACCAGAACUACUACAGGGCGCAGACGCACGGGAAGUGGCCGGUGAAGUGGUACGCCCCGGAGUGCAUCAACUACUACACGUUCUCCAGCAAGAGCGACGUGUGGAGCUUCGGGGUGCUCAUGUGGGAGGCCUUCUCCUACGGGCAGAAGCCCUACAAGGGCAUGAAGGGCAGCGAGGUGUCGGCCAUGCUGGAGAAGGGGGAGCGGAUGCAGAGCCCGGAGGGCUGCCCGGCGGAGGUCUACGACCUCAUGAACCUCUGCUGGACCUACAAGGUGGAGGAGCGUCCGGAUUUCGCGGCGGUCGAGCUGCGCCUGCGCAAUUACUACUACGACAUCUCCAACUAGACGCCACCGCCGCCCUGAAGACCCCCGGGAUCUCCGGAUGCCCCCCCCCCCCCCCCGAGCUACUUGCUGAGCGCUUCCUCGGGGCCGAGCGCUGUGCUGAGCGCUGGGCCGAGGGAGCCGACGGUCGCUUGUGGCCCGGGGGGGGGGCCUCAGUUUCCCCCACUGCGCAGGGAGUCGGGCCGGGGUGGACGUGGAGGUUGCGAUUUCUAAUAAAACGACAGAACGGAGGAGGAAGGCGUCUCCCAAAUAGCCUCCGGGGCUUCUCUCGCCCCCACCGACUGCCCGGGCGAUCGAU